AUGUCGGCAGGUGGAGACACCAAAAUGAGACUAUCUCAGUAUCAACUCUCCUUUACCCGAAGUCCCAACAGAACAGUGCACAUUAUCUGCAAGCUCUCCGGCGUUCCCCUCAAGAAUGCCAUUGUGCACUGGUACCAAGAAAAAGAAGGGGAGCCCCUGAAACGAAUCUUCUAUCGCUCAUCCAAGAAUUACAAGAAUGAGAAGCCCAAUUCCCGCUUGGAGACAGAUAAGAAAGACGAUGGUAUCUUCUACCUGAUAAUUAAUAAUGUUGCUCAGUCAGAUGAAGCCACAUACUAUUGUGCCUGCUGGGAUCUCACAAUAUUUGGAGAUGGCACUAAGCUCACAGUAACACCUCCCGGUAAAACCCCUGCUGGAGACAUUUUCCCCAAGCCCACUAUUUUUCUUCCAUCAAUUGCUGAAACAAACCUCCAUAAGGCUGGAACACAUCUUUGUCUUCUUGAGAAUUUUUUCCCUGACGUUAUUAAAGUGUAUUGGAAAGAAAAAAAUGGCAAUACAAUUCUGGAAUCUCAGCAGGGAAAUACCAUGAAGACUAACAACACUAUGCAGGGAGCUCUGGACCUCAGCUGCCACACAGAACAGGUGAAACUAGCUGAACAACUUUUCUCAGAAGCACUGGGGCAGCAGCUCACCGGCACCUCUGUCUACUACACCUACCUGCUCCUGCUCCUCAACAGCGUGGUCUACUUUGCCUUUGCCGCCUUCUGUCUGUUUAGAAGAACAGCUUCUGAGAGGGCCCAGAGGUCCCCAGAAUCACCUUGUGAAAGUAUCCGGUAUAUCCAGGUGUACGUCUGA
This is a messenger RNA of Cynocephalus volans (Philippine flying lemur), 813 nucleotides long. RefSeq lists its product as uncharacterized. The coding region runs from base 1 to 813 and encodes 270 amino acids. The record is from RefSeq and is a predicted model, not a curated record. The transcript has 7 exons. Lineage: Eukaryota; Metazoa; Chordata; Mammalia; Dermoptera; Cynocephalidae.